This is a messenger RNA of Hevea brasiliensis (rubber tree), 1809 nucleotides long. RefSeq names its product protein METABOLIC NETWORK MODULATOR 1. Bases 226 to 1545 code for a protein of 439 amino acids. NCBI's taxonomy places the organism in Eukaryota, Viridiplantae, Streptophyta, Magnoliopsida, Malpighiales, Euphorbiaceae. The record is from RefSeq and is a predicted model, not a curated record. The transcript has 3 exons.
GGAAAAAAAAACAGAGAUUGGGAUUAAAUUUUUUGUUUUUGGCAUCUCUCGGAAACAAAAAUGAAAAAAUUUCCAGGGUUUCUGACCUCAAUUUGUAUUUAAAUUUAAAUAUUUAUUUAUUUCUUUGGUCUCUCUUCCCCACUGAACAUUGCUUCUGCAGGGAGGGAAAACCAUAUCAAUAGGUUGUGUGGAAAGCAAGGAAAGUUUAUUUGACUUAUACUGAACAUGAGUGAAGCAAAUCAAGGGAAUCAUCCUGAUGAAUCAGCACUUGUUCCCGUGAAGCGCAAGCGUGGUCGUCCACGUAAGUAUCCAAGGCUAGAUCUUGGUCAUGGGGUGGAUGUUCGUGCUGCAAGGGGCCAGAAUCCAAAUCAUGGGGGAAGCUCUUAUGUUCCGCCUGGAUUUGUAACGGUCAAUGGAAAUCAACCCCGCCAAGUAGAUCCAGUUAAUGAUGCAAGUGAUAUCAUGGUGGGUCAAGUAGUUCAUGGUGUCAUCGAGGCAGCAUUUGAUGCUGGAUAUUUACUCACUGUUAGGGUUGGCAACUCAGAAACCACUUUGAGGGGUGUUGUUUUUAAGCCUGGACGAUGUGUUCCUGUUUCCACAGACAAUGAUGUUGCCCCAGGCAUCCAAAUGAUCAGAAGAAAUGAGAUUCCCAUCCCAAGAGAAAAUUAUGCUCAGGUCCCUAGCCAUAAUCCCCGGUCUAGGGAGAGAAAUGGUACUUUUCAUACAGCUCAAGCUGCUAAUCCGGUAGCCUCCAAAGGCAAACAAGUGCCUUCAAUGGCAAGUCAUGCUUCUUCUCCUGGGAACUCAAGAGGCAAUGUGGUGCCUGUUGUACUCCAUCCUGUUGAUUUAUCAAAUGGGACUUCUGGCGAAUUGUCUUCAGUUGCAACCCAACCUGCUGAUGCAGUGGCUUUUAAGGGCAAAAGGGUGCUAGAUGCUGCUCAUCCAUCAAAUGGAUCAACAUCCACAAACCAAGUGGGGGCAGUUGAAGCCCAGUUGCUUCACUUUCAAUCUCAAAAUAACCACCAGUUAAUGCCUUCAGGUUUACAGAAGGAAGCUGGUGUUAAUCAAAAUUUAUUGGAUGCCCAGCAAGAGGCUGAAGCCAAAUCAAUGAAAUUGCCUGGUAUGCCUUUUGAGAAGUUGUUAACGGAAGUUAUCAAGAGAACACAAGUCCCUUCACUGUCAACAAAGACUGAUAAUGGCUCGGCUGUUAAUUUGUCUGCUAAAGAUUCUAGGCGUGCUGCAGAGGAUGAUGUUGAUGGCACAGGUCAGCCGCUUUACAUUGAGCCCCUUCAAUCUGUACAGCCUGUUCUGCAUAAUCACCCUGCAGUCGUGUCAAGACCUUUGGAAAAUUAUAGAACUGGCAGGAUGACUGAGCUAUUGCAGAAGGUUUUGCAGGAAAACAUGACAGAGAACCAGGCAACUAACGUGCAAGAUGAAAUUACAGAUGCCAGACUGAAACUGAAUGAAGUGAGCAGCUCGGAAACCGAGCAUGGAGAUGAAGACAGUGAUCAUUCAAAGAAUCAUUCACGAGCAUCGAGUGUCUGAUGCAACAGAUGUUCCUUUGGGGAGUGAUAUUAUGGCUGCUGCUUACUGCCUAACAUGUAUCUUAGAAUAGGUAAAGGCCAAAGAAAAGUAUGUUUCAGCCUUCUUGGGCUUUAAUGCUUUCGAGUUCAAAGUUAGAUAAAAAAAAAACAAGGAAAAAAAAAGCCGCACUAGCUUCUUGUUUUUCAUUUAGUAAUUGUAAGUUAAAGUUACAGUUUGAAGGUUAGCAUGUUAAACAUUUAUACAACCCGUGUUCUGUUCAUGUUA